CUUCCUGUGCUGGGAGAUAACGGCUGGGGCGAAGACGUGAGUGAAUCUGUCAUUUUUGUGUUCAGGAAUACACUCACAGUUCGCUGGAGAUUGGAGGAGCCAUGCCUUUCCUCCAUGGGUUCCGAAGGAUCAUCUAUGAGUAUCAGCCUCUGGUGGAUGCUGUGAUGUGUGUUGUUGGGCUGGAUGAAGGACUUGGUGAUCAAGAGGAGAGAAUCAUAAAUCCAGAAGAAGACAGCAGUGUGUGUACAGCUCUAGUGGAGCUUCUGGAGCGAGAAUCCCAAUCAGAGGUGUUUGAUGAAGGCAUCAGCUAUGCCCUGUUUAAGGUGGCAGAGCGAGGACUGGUGUACGCCGCUGAAAUCCUACUACGCUAUGGAGCUGAUCUAAACUUUGAAGACCCAGUUUCAUACUACAAUCCACUGCAUAUAGCUGUUUUGAGGAACAAACCAAACAUUGUAAGGCUUCUGGUUGGACAUGGAGCAGACAUUGAAAAAAGGGACAGGAUCCAUGAGAGCAGUCCUUUGGAUCUCGCCAGUGAGGAGUCAGAAAGGCUCCCCUGCCUGCUCACCCUGCUGGACCUGGGUGCUAAUGUGAAUGCAAGGGAUAAACAUGGAAAAACGCCUUUGCUUCAUGCCUUGGCAAGCAGUGAUGGACUCACAGUGCAUAACACAGAGAACAUCGAGCUUCUUCUUCAAAGAGGUGCUGAUGUUAAUGCUGCGACUCUAGAUGGGGAAACAGUAGAGUCCUCAUUGGUUUUUCUGGUGAAGGAAGCUCUGGAUGCCAACACAGAGGACGCUGCUGAGAUCGGCACCUUCUGCUUGAAAACCACACAGUUACUGCUGGCCCAUGGCGUCGACCCCAGCUGCUGUCUGAAUGAGGAUGGCGAGCCCUCACUAACACAGACCAGCCUGGAGCACUUUGACCUGCUCUUCCCUCUGGCUGUGCUUUUAAUCCAGAGCGGAGCCUCUCUGGUUUGCUCGUACCACGGCAGCUCCUGUUGGUCGGGUUACAGCCUCCUUUUCCAGCGACUCCAUACAGCCCUGCAGCACUGUUCGGAUCAAAGUCACACCUCCGAGCUCCUGGAGCAAGCUGAGGCCUUGCUCGAUUUAGCGAGAGUAAACAUCCCCACGCUGCAUUUGCCCUCAAGCCUGGAACCCCCUGUCCAUGUUCAGGACACUCACCCCAAUGCUCUGGCUCUGUUAGACCUGCACAGCCGGGUAGUAGCACAUGAAACAAGCCCUCCAGCACUGCGAUGCCUUUCCCGUGCAUUCAUAAGAAGCCACCUACAGCCUUGGCCUCUGGAAGACAGGGUCAAAGCUUUACCUUUACCAGACAGACUGAAAGACUUUCUCCUCCCUGAACGCACAUACACCCCGAGGCCUGGCUGGGACUGCUUCAAGCCUCAGCACAGCCAACACUGACAUUACAGUAAAACUGCCAGUUUUGUUCUACUUUCAGUCUCAAAUGAGAGACUCUGGCCUGUAAUAAUCUGUGUAAAUAUCAAAGCAUUUGUCCGUAUAUGAAACUCUAAUAUAAUAAACCAUUGAGGCCUUUGUUAAAUCUGUUUUGUGAGUCUGUGCCAAAUUGACAGACUAGUGUGUAUAUGUUUACCUUGAUAUAUAAAGUGUGUUGUUAAAGAAAAAAAAAAAAACAGCCUUUAAGUUGAAUCAUGUCAAAGUGUUACGAUAAAG
Sphaeramia orbicularis (orbiculate cardinalfish) is the source of this 1688-nucleotide messenger RNA. It is a transcript of the gene asb6, whose product is annotated as ankyrin repeat and SOCS box containing 6. The transcript has 7 exons. The coding region runs from base 102 to 1418 and encodes 438 amino acids. NCBI's taxonomy places the organism in Eukaryota, Metazoa, Chordata, Actinopteri, Kurtiformes, Apogonidae. Gene Ontology annotation, biological process: intracellular signal transduction. Gene Ontology annotation, molecular function: protein binding. The record is from RefSeq and is a predicted model, not a curated record.